This is a messenger RNA of Nicrophorus vespilloides, 3718 nucleotides long. It is a transcript of the gene ptc, whose product is annotated as protein patched. Gene Ontology annotation, cellular component: plasma membrane. The coding region runs from base 13 to 3591 and encodes 1192 amino acids. The record is from RefSeq and is a predicted model, not a curated record. Gene Ontology annotation, molecular function: smoothened binding; hedgehog family protein binding; hedgehog receptor activity. Gene Ontology annotation, biological process: smoothened signaling pathway. The transcript is spliced from 5 exons. NCBI's taxonomy places the organism in Eukaryota, Metazoa, Arthropoda, Insecta, Coleoptera, Silphidae.
ACGUAGAGGAGGAUGGCCACUACUGAGUCGCAGGUAGACACGGAACGGCACAAAUCCGAUCUCUACACUCGACCUGGCUGGGUUGAUGCCUAUGUCGCAUUAGAGCAAAUCGAACAGGGCAAGGCGAUAGGGGAUCGCGGAGUGCUUUGGGUGCGAGUGCGGUUGCAAAGGCAAGUGCACUCGCUGGGCCGCUUCCUGGACGCACACGCUGGAAAGGUCCUGUUUGUUGCACUCCUGGUGAUCACCACGUUCUGCGUGGGUCUGAAGAGCUCUACCUUCCAUUCAGACAUCGAGCAACUGUGGGCAGAGGCGGCCGACGACGCCGCGACCGCGACGGAUGAUUCGCCGCCACCGGAGAUCCUUUCCACCCAUCAGAUGGUGGUGCAGACCGCCGUCGAUCCCGAUGCUAGUUUGCUGCAUCCAAACGGCCUCUUGGAGCACCUGCACCUAAUCCGCAAGGCUUCGCAGGUCACCGUGACUAUGUUCGACAUUACCUGGCGUCUCAAGGACAUCUGCCAGUCGCCGAACAUCCCCAACUUCGACAUCCAUUACGUUGAACAAAUGUUUGAAAAUGUCAUGCCCUGCUCCAUAGUCACCCCCCUCGACUGCUUCUGGGAAGGUUCAAAGUUGCUGGGUCCCGAUUACCCAGUGCAUAUACCGUACGGUAUUGGGAAUGAAGUCAAGUGGACCAACCUAAAUCCCCAGAAACUGGUUCAACGCAUUAAGCAGAAGGAGUCGAACUUUGAUUACCAUUCGCUGGAGGACUACUUCAAGCGCGCCGGCAUUUCGUCGGGCUACCAAGAGAAGCCCUGCCUAAACCCCAAGGAUCCGGCAUGUCCGGCCACAGCACCAAAUCAUAACUCUAGUCAUCCGGUGGACAUCGGCGCGGAAUUAACCAAUGGUUGUUAUGGUUUUGCCGCUAAAUACAUGCACUGGCCGGAAGAUCUGAUCGUCGGCGGGGCGGUUAAAAACAAGACCGGCCACAUUAGGCAAGCCAAAGCUUUACAAACCGUCGUACAACUAAUGGGCGAGCAUGAGUUAUUCAAAUAUUACUCAGAAACAUACAAGGUCCAUCACAUCGGAUGGAAUCAUGAUAAGGCGGCGUCCGUGCUCCGAGCGUGGCAGAAGCGUUUCUCUCAGGAAGUUGAUCACCUCAGCAGAAGCAACACGACCUCUUCACAUUCAUUCAACACCUUCUCCACGGCCACUUUAAAUAAAGGGCUUGCAGAGCACUCGCAGAUUAAUUUUGUCGAACUGGGAGCAGUGCUUAUCAUAAACUCUUUCUACAGUUGGGUUGCUCAUUCCGGUCUGGCAGCUUUGUGCGUUUUGAUAUUAGCCAGUUCUACGGCUGCCGGGUUAGGUGUGAGCAGUUUGCUCGGUCUACCCAUGAAUCUGCUCAGUACAAAAGUAUUACCUUAUGUGAGCGUCGGCCUUUCCAUGAUGGAUGUGUUCCUUCUGUUGACGACUUACAAUAAAAAGUUGGGACCGCCAGACCUACUUCAGCGCGUUGGACCUAGCAUCAUCACCUCAGCGGCCCGACAAGCUGCAGUCUUCCUAGCAGCGGCCCUUAUCCCCGUUCCUGCCUUGAGGGUAUUUUGUCUGCAAUUUGCUAUUGUAACCAUUUUCCAUAGCGCGGCCACCGUUUUGGUCUUCCCAACCCUUAUUGCCCUAGAGAUGCGUUGCAAACGAUCAGCUGUUCCUUGCUUCAGAAACGAGAGCAGAGGCGUCCCCACCAAUAAUAAUCUAGACAGGGAUCAUGAAGCUAAUCUCCUAACAUCGGAAUAUAUGUGCAACCAAAGGCGGAGUGUAAUUAUGUGGAUUAUUAACAAGUAUUUAACGGUGAUUAUUUUCAAACCAAUGAUGAAAGUUUUGCUCUGCAUUUCCUACCUGGGUUUGGUCGUAUUCUGCAUUUUCAACGGACUAAAGGUCGAAUACGAUGUCAGACUAUCCAGCUUUCUACCAAAAAACACACAAGAAUACCAUUAUUUGGAAGCGCAGAAUCGCUACUUUGGUUUCUACAAUUUUUACUUGGUCACCACCGAGUUGGAGUAUCCGCUGAGUCAACCCAUCUUGCACGAGUACCACUCAUCAUUGACGCAAGUACCACACGUCUUAAAGGAUUCCAAUGGUGGCCUGAAUAACAACGAUUUCUGGCUCUCCAAUUUCCGCGAGUUCCUGGUUGAUUUACAGGAUGAGUUUAACAAGAACCGCAACCAGGGCUGUCUGAAUAGUGAGAAGUGGUUCGCCAAUGCCACCGAGAAAGCGGUGUUAGCAUUCAAAUUGCUCGCGCAGACUGGUAUUGUGGAGUUCCCAGUUGACAAACUUCAGAUAUUCAAUAAAAAGCUUGUAGAGAGCGGAAUCAUCGAUCCGAAGGCCUUCUAUAAUUAUUUAUCUGUCUGGAGCAGCAACGAUGAGAUCUCAUACUCGAGUUCGCAGGCGAAUUUGAUGCCUAAACCAUUUCAGUAUUACAGCGCGAAGAAUGAAUACGACUUGAAAAUUCCUAAGUCGCAGCCUUUGACGUACACGCAGAUGCCGUUCUAUCUGAAGAACCUGCGUAGCACCGGCAAAAUCAUCGACACGCUAAAGAAAAUACUCUCGAUUUCGGAAAGCUUCAAUAACAGGGGCUUGAAGAACUACCCCAUCGGCCUAAUAUUCUCCUAUUUUAGGCAGUUCCUAUUCAUAGAUCGACUGCUGGCAAUUCAGCUGACCGUAAGCGUGCUGUCGGCUCUGGUGAUCACAUGCAUUUUAGUGCACUGGAGCAAGUUAGUCUGCCCAAUGAUUUGCACGCUGUGCAGUAUGCUGGUGCUGUGUUUCGUGAACAUAAAUGGACUGACAGGAACCGUUGGGGCGUUGCACUUUAUUAUUGUGUUCCAAAGCGUUAUGUUAAUAAUGCUAGGAUUCCAGAACGCUUUGGGUGGUCGCGAACGGCGUAUAAGACUGUCCGUUGAAAUGUAUGCGGAAAUCAUAAUCAAAGGACACCUCGGACUGCUCAUUUGCAUAGCUGUAUUGGCCACAUCCCAAUUUGAGUUCAUAUACCAAAUGUUCAGGAUAUUAUUCGUUUCAAUUUGCAUUUCUACUGUGAAUUCCAUGGUGUUUUUCCUAAUAAUGCUCUCGAUAUUUGGACCGAAAGGUGAGUUGCAAGGACUGCAGUACGUGGAUAGGAUAGCAACGCCACCUCCGAAGGCUUCGCCGCCUGCGCCCGUUCGGACGAGCAGCUACACAAAGCAAUCGCGAAGGAGCGCUCCAACUAAGGCUACCAGAGAACCGAGCCUAACAACUAUUACAGAAGAGAGCUGUAACCAGAGUAUCGUUGUGGAACCUCAGGUGACUGUUGAGUAUUCCAGUCCCGAGUCGACAUCCAGCGGAGGCCAGUAUACUACUAAAGUCACGGCAACUGCGAACAUCAAGGUGGAGCUUGUCACUCCAGUUUACAGGAGUAAAUGCGGUAAGCAUCAUUCGCAGAGCAGCAGCAGCAGCAGGAGCAAACACUCAAAGAGGCAUUCGCAGUGCAAAUGUUGCAAAAAUGAUACGGACAGUGACAGUAGCGGUGAAAGCCAAGAGACUGGGACGGAAAACUCGGUGAAUAGCUAACAUAGCUAACGAGUUGCGAUUUCCUUGAAUAACCUUUACGUGGCAUGAAUAACAUUCACGCACAUUUCGUAUGUAUAAUAAAUUGUGUAUAUUGCAUAUAUGUAUACCACUCAUUUUUAUUUAUUCA